GAGUUGCAACGGAAGAAUACCACCAUGGGUGCGAUACUCGAAACCCCGUCGCGCGUAUGGCGGAGAAUACAAGACAUUGAGGGACAGGAGAUGCCCUCUCUGCCUUCGAUACCCGUCAUGGAAGACUUGACAGAAAUGCACUCAGAAACGACCGACGACCUGGAUGCCUCUCGCAUGUCGAACCCUAUCACGUCGACGCCGGCAGCUUUCAGCUCGCACCACAAUACUGUGUCCACGAUCAAGCCUUCACUUACGCUGGGCACGGGCAGUACCGCGAGAUUUGCGAACUCCAUAGAGUCACGAUCCUCCAAAUCUAUGACAGGGAUGAGUGCGAGUGGGUCGAAGAGCGGCUUGUCUAAGCAGCAACUUGUAAAACAGCAACCACAGCAGUACAGUUUCGACAUGAGUAUGAUUCCUUCUCUUCCUCAGCCCCAUGACGACAUGGAGAUCCGGAGUAGCGACCAAGAUACCCACGAUUCCGUCGCCGAUGCCUACUUCCCUCCUGCGGACGCCGGGGCGGAAGACGACUUUAACAUUUCGGAGGCGUUGCAGUCAGUAAGUAGGUCGGGGUCACCUUCUCAGGUCGGAACCCAAGGUGAGUUUUUUCUGCAGCUCUGGGAUCGCUCGAGUAAGACAAGUAUUUUCCAGCCUUCUCCCUUCGAUAAGCUGCGCAACGUUUCUUUACGACGUCCUUUAUCCCGCAAUACACGCACACCCAGUCUCACACGCACCAACACGCCCUCACCAUCAUCCUCCACUUCGAACUCUACCCCUCACGACACCCAGUCCUUGCCAUCCAACCCUGUGUCACCUAUUCCUGCGCCAUCUGCUCCACUUCCACGCUCGAAUACUGCGUCCCCGAUGCUUGCACGACAGGCUUCCGCAUCAGCUAUGCCCGCUCGUUUCAUUCCGUUGCCACCUUCCACGAAUACAUCGCCUGUGACGGCAAUUCCUUUGAGACAAAGGGCAUAUGAGCAAGCUACGGACAACGAGAUAGCAUCGCCAUCAAGGUCCUUGCCUCAGGCAGAAUUUACUCAAAUAACUGAAGCGCACACCGAACAAGCGAGCAGUGUAGCUGAGACUGACGAACGAGAGCCAACGUUUUCGUCUGAAGAGGGCCCGACGCCUUUCGGUCGCAGUGCUUCACAUGGCCCAAACCAGUUCCAACAGAGCCGCGCAUCUCCUGUGAUCUCUGUUGCGUUUUCCUCACCUGCGCCUUCUGCCAUGUUCACUCCGACACCUGCGUUCCCUCGUCCCCGUGCGCGUUUCCAGCUUCCACCAGCUCGGCCUCCAACCAGCACAACUCCACCAGACCCACUCAGCAGUUCUGAACAAGGCGGUACCCACGAAGACCAGGACGAGGCUACCUGGCGGGCGGGCGAUCACCGCGAAGAUCCUGCGACACCUAAUGCUCACAAACGCUCCUUUCUCUUGUCCGUUAUCAAUUCGACUGCGCGCCCUCGCCUCAAGCACCCCACUCCUCACCCUCAUCACCACCCCACUCCUCACCCUCAUCACGUCGGAAACGAUGUCCCUGAGACGCCAGCGGCCGCAUUGCCGGCUGCCUUCGCUGGUAUCACACCAGGCCUCCACGCACAUCUAUCCAUGCACUCACGUUUUUCCCACCCGUUAGCUCAAAUCUGGACUGCACAAGCACAGUCAGACUCUGGUAGCGAAGAAGUACAGGCACAGUCUCCUGUCGGCUACGACGGCGGCCUCGACCGUGCGUCCUUCAUCUCGACCGCGUCGUCGCAAGACUUGACGACACAUGCCCGCGCGAACGCGUCCUUUGACCCCGUCAUUGGGCUCGGUGAGCGCGGACAUGGCGUCGGCCGCUUUAACGCAGGCAAGCUCAAUAACUACUUGCACGGCUUAAAUCGCAAACUCCAGGAGGAGAAUGAGCAGCUUGUCGUGCAGCUACGAGCGUAUGAGGAGAAACACGGUGCGUCCGACGCGACGGGCACCGAGGUCAGCCCUGGCUCCAGCGCGGCGUCGGCACGCCGAAGGCAGUCGGGUGGUGGACGCAGGAUCAGCGCGGGUCCUCUCGGCCUUGGCGCUGUCGUAGAAGACGCCUGGGUUGAGGAGAAGGCGCAGAUGGAGGAGCUCGUUGAGAAGAUGGAAGAGGAGCUCGAGCGUAUCGGGCACGAGAAGGCGGACACAGAGCGGGCGUUGGAGGAGGAGCGGGACGAGCGCAUGCGGGACAAGGAGCGCUUCAAGCAGCGGAUGACGGAGGUCGAGCAGGGUGUGCAGGAAAUUGUCGAGGACCUUGACAAGAAGCUGCACGAUGCGGAGCAACGCGCUGAGACUGCUGACAAGAAUAAAGGACAGAUGAUCCGGGAUGUCGAGAGGCGUCUGGCCGAGGUUAUUGUAGAACGCGAUGUGCUCGUGGAACGCGUCGAGCAGGCGGAGAACGCGCUCAAGAGCGGCAAGGAUCUGGGCGCAGAGCUGAACGCGGCAAACGAGCGUGUUGCGAAGGUACUCGGCGACCUGAAGAACGCGAACCUCCUGAUAAAGAGGCUCGAGGAAGAGGCUGGACGCGCGGAUGAACGGAUGGACGCCAUGGAGAAAGAAUUGGCGGAGGAGAAGAAGCUGGUCGUGGAGCUGGAGGAGGAGCUUCAAGUCAAGUCGGACGAGCUCUCGCAGACUUUACAGCGCCUCGAAUCCUUGCAGGAUGAUGUCGAUUCUGCGCGUCACGAAGUUCAGCAGCACAAGGCGUUUGCUGCGCAGCUCGAGGGAGAUGCCAACGCUGCCGUUGAGCGUGUUGCCACCUUACAACAGCAACUCGCAGCAACUCGGGACAAGCUCGAGACAGUGACUGCCAUUCUGGACCAGGAGCAGGAGAAGAGCAGCAAGUUCGAAGCCGAGGCGGAACGGACGGCCGAGCUCGCGCGCGAGCUCGAGGAAGCACUCGACGCCGCAGAGCACAAGAUUCGGGACGACGAGGAGCAAAUUAACGGCUUGAAGAUCAAGGUAUCCGGCCUCGAGCGUGAACUCGACCGGUCCCGUUCGCGAAACGAAGCGUCCAAGCUACAGGCUGUGCCUGAUCCUGAGAUGCAGGCCGAGAUCGACGUGCUGGAAGCAGAACUCGAUGGUGCCCACAAGGAGAUUGCGCGGCUGAAUAUGCUCGUGAGCCAGUCACCCGCUCGCAAGGCGAUGGAGCGCGCCAAAAACUCGCGAAUCGAGAUGCUCGAGCAAGAGCGCGACGAUUUGCUCGAGCGGCUCAAAGCCAUGAAAGUGAACUCGGCCAACGUCAGCGCAUCGGGCAAGAUGAGUGCGAACGGGAUCUCGCCGUUCCACCGUGCCGUCUUGAACAUGACCAUGAAGAGCCCGAAGACACCGGGAGGGCCUUUGCGAGACCUUUCAUGGCUCCAGACGACGGUUCAUGAUGCCACCGCUGCGCCGCUUGUCGCCGAGAUCGAACGGCUACAGCAGGAGCUCGAGCGCGCGAACGAGGACAUCGACGAGAAGAUCGACAGGCUUGAGGACGCGGGCCUCGGCGUCGUGUCUUUGACCAAGCAGCUCGAAGAUGCCCGAGAAAGGAUACACGCAUUGGAGGAUGAGGUCGGUCGCCUCUCACGGCGCGAGGAGCGUCGCGUUCAAAGGCUCGAGAAGCUACGCUGCCAGAAGUGCCGCGUCAAGGUCGACACGCUGUCGUUGCAAAUGCGCUCUGCAGACGAAAGCUCGUUGGUUGACCCAAGAGAUAUCGAAGAGGUAUCUGAGCCGCCGACCCCACCGACGAAGACUAGCGAGAAGUUGCGCGCCGACCUGAAGGCGGUCACAGAGCAGUUGGCCAACAUGAAGCAACAGUGGGACGGGGAGCGUCGCAAGCUCUUGGGCGAGAACGCUUCCCUGAAAGAUACUACUAAUCGCUUGAACCUCGAGGUCCGGCAGGCGAAGAGCGACAUGAGGCGGCUUGCUGACACCGAUCGUACGAAGGCUAGUACUCAGGGGGACAUGGCCGAUAUUCGCCAAGAACUCCAACGCAUCAAGCAGGAGAAUCAAGAAUUGGAAGGCGAGCUCCGUGCCAACUCGAAUGUUGAGCAGAAGGCUCGUCUGCUGGAGAGCAAGGUGGCCGAGAAUAUUGAGACGAUUGAACAGUUGCGCCGCGAACGUUCCUUGCUUGUGGCUGACCACAAGAAGCUACAAAAGCAGUUCGGACAAGCAUCUGAGAACGUCAACCAACUGCGCAAGAGUCACGCAACCUCGCAAACAUCGCAUGACAAGCGGAGGCACGCGCUCGACCUGCACCUGCUCGAGAUCGAGGACCUUCGGCGCGCAAUCUCGGCGCAGACUGGUGAGCUGCAGCGCGCUGAGGCGGAAACACAGCGGGCGGCGUCGGAACGAGGCGACCUGGCGCGCACGGUCGCCGCGCUCGAGACAGACCUCCGACGCGUGCGUCGUGACGCGGAAGCCUUUGGGCGCGACUUGCGCGAGCUUCGCGCCCAGAAGGACAAGCUCGAGGCUGAGCGGCGUGACGCGACUGCGCGGGCGGAGCGUGCCCAGAAACAGGCGCAGACGCAGAUCCGGGUACUCAAGGAGGAGGUCCAGGAGCAACGCGAGCGGGCGCGUGCAGCACGCGACGAGUGGAAGCGGCAUGUCUGUGCGGAUGCGGUCGACAACGAGCAGGUUGUCGCGCUGAAAGCACAGCACAAGAAUGAGUGCAAGGGCUUGAUCGUUCAGAUCAAGUAUCUCAAGGCCAAAUGGACGCGAGAGUCGGGGCUGCGGUCUGACCUUGGCUACCAGAAGCAGUACCUCCUUGUGCUUCUGGCUCGGUGCGAACGCAACGAGCAAAAGAUUCUAGCAGCAAUUGCUAAAACUGGCUUCCCGGGAACGCUGCCUCACACCUCUGCCAAAUCAACACGAAAGGGACGCAAGCUCAAGACCGUUGUACACUCUAUCGUCUUUGCCCUAAGAGCGAAACAUGCGAGUGAUGCAUGGCGACUAGAAUGCAGCGCAAAGCAGGCGAUCGCCGCUGCGUUGCAGGACGUGCGUAAGGCACGGGAAGAGCGCGCCAAGGCUUCGGCUUAAUUUAUUCUGAUAUGUCUCUUUGUUAUAUGUUCUCUUGUAUGUUCGGACAUGUCUCUGGGUGUGGGACAGGCGUUACAUUAGCAUCCAGCAUAAAUGUAUCAUUAGAGCUUUCCAGAAAUUGUUGAAUACCUUCACAGCAGAUUAACCGUGCGGGACAAGUACACGAACCCCGGCAAACCUCAUGAGGAUGGAGGUGAUCCCUUUGUUGGCCGAAUUAUUUUGACGGUGCCCUUGGAGAAGAGGUACGAUGCGCCGCUCCAGAUUGUCGUUGCGCCUACUGUCCACCUAGGAGAAUAUUAGC
This is a messenger RNA of Phanerochaete carnosa HHB-10118-sp, 5329 nucleotides long. RefSeq lists its product as uncharacterized. NCBI's taxonomy places the organism in Eukaryota, Fungi, Basidiomycota, Agaricomycetes, Polyporales, Phanerochaetaceae. Bases 25 to 5028 code for a protein of 1667 amino acids. The record is from RefSeq and is a predicted model, not a curated record. The transcript is spliced from 11 exons.